UCAGAGGAGGCGCGGGGAGAGUAGGGUGCUGUGGUCGGAGCUGGAGGGCGAGGCCGGUGGAGUGAGAGGAUGGGCGGUGGUAGACUAGAGAACAAGACUUCUGUCUCCGUAGCAUCCUGGAGCAGUCUGAAUGCCAGAAUGGAUAACCGUUUUGCUACGGCAUUUGUGAUUGCUUGUGUGCUUAGCCUCAUUUCUACCAUCUACAUGGCGGCCUCGAUAGGCACAGACUUCUGGUAUGAAUAUCGAAGUCCUGGUCACGAAAAUGCAAGUGAUUCAAAUAAAAUGGCCUGGGACGACUUCUUUGGUGAGGAGGCCGAUGAAAAGACCUAUAAUGAUGCACUGUUCCGGUACAGUGGGACAAUAGGACUGUGGAGACGAUGCAUUACCAUCCCCCAAAACACACAUUGGUAUGCUCCACCAGAAAGGACAGAGUCAUUUGAUGUGGUGACAAAAUGCACGAGUUUCACACUAAAUGAACAGUUCAUGGAGAAAUAUGUUGAUCCAGGAAACCACAACAGCGGGAUUGAUCUGCUUCGGACCUAUCUUUGGCGUUGCCAGUUCCUUUUGCCGUUUGUUAGCUUGGGUUUGAUGUGUGUCGGGGCUUUAAUUGGACUUUGUGCCUGUAUCUGCCGCAGCCUGUAUCCCACCAUCGCCACGGGCAUCCUCCAUCUCCUUGCAGGUCUGUGUACAUUGGGCGCUGUGAGUUGUUACGUUGCUGGCAUUGAACUACUACACCAGAAACUAGCGCUGCCCGAGAGCGUACAUAGAGAAUUUGGAUGGUCCUUCUAUCUGGCCUGCGUCUCAGCUCCCCUUCAGUUCAUGGCGUCUGCCCUCUUCAUCUGGGCUGCCCAUACCAAUCGGAAGGAGUACACCUUAAUGAAGGCCUAUCGCGUGGCAUGAAUGGGGAACUGCCUGCUUGACUGACAAUUGCUGUUUUUAAUAUUUUUUUUACUAUUGAGGUUUUCCCUUGUCUUUCUCUCAAUUGUCCUUGAUUUUUAUUUUUGUGGAUAUGCUAUUUUAUCCUAAAGGUCCCUUUUAUUUAUAUACAGUGCCACUAAAUACACGCUAAAUCCCACUUAAAAUGUAUGUGGUUUACUUUGAGUGAUUUGGUGUUUUUACCAAACUGAUCUAGGUUUAGAAUCCAGACAGAAAGAACUUUAUGGAUGUGACCUGAAUUUGUAAAAGAAUAUUGGCAGUGUAAAGUUGACCCAGAACAGGGUCUGCUAGUGUCUGCUAAAUCCAGUAGUAUAGUAACUAUGUGUUGAAUUAGAAACUAACUUCUGUAUGAUAUCUGUUAUCACUGUCAGAACUCCAUGUUUACUUUCCUGUUGUUGAUACCAGUCAGCUAGCGGAACCAGUGUUCCUAAAGAUGUGUGCACAUAAAAUUGAAAAAUUAUUUAGCAUUCUUGUCCCUAGACUUUGGUACAUUGCUUCAUCUGAGGUAAAAUAUGGCAGCUGUUUAUACUGUGAUUGUCUACAAGAAAAGAAAAGUGAGAAAUGAUGUUUACUUGAA
Acomys russatus (golden spiny mouse) is the source of this 1513-nucleotide messenger RNA. It is a transcript of the gene Cldnd1, whose product is annotated as claudin domain containing 1. NCBI's taxonomy places the organism in Eukaryota, Metazoa, Chordata, Mammalia, Rodentia, Muridae. The record is from RefSeq and is a predicted model, not a curated record. The transcript has 6 exons. Bases 70 to 900 code for a protein of 276 amino acids. Gene Ontology annotation, cellular component: membrane.